UUUCCCAGGGGGUGCCACGAAAUUGCUUUUCUAGGCACUUUUUCGCACAACAGCCCACGGCCUAGUACCGCCCCUUUCUUUUAAUCAGGAUAGAAAAUUGCUGCAGCGAACACAUGAGAAGUUUGGUACUCCGGAGAACAACACAACAUUACGACUUCUCUAUUACCCAGUAAUGACAGAGCUGAAGGAAGGACAAAUACGUUUGGGAGAACAUAGCGACUACGGAACUAUCACGCUUUUAUUCCAAGAUCAAAGCGGAGGAUUGGAGGUAAUUCUAAGGAGAAUAAACUAACUUUAUUUAUACUGUAUAGCUCUAUCAGUUCUAAACAGUUUUUCCUUGAGAUCCAGUCGUAAGGAUCAUCUCUUAUUGUUCCAAUGUUGUACAGGAGGAAACUUAAAUUAUUAAACUAACUUUAUUUAUACUGGAUAGUUAAUUUAUAUAAUUUGUAAUAAAAUUUUAAACUAAGUUCUUUGACUUUGUAGUUUUGCAUGGUGAACAACAAUAUAAGUUUCGUUUUGUGGAAACACCACGUAUAUUUAUUAAACGAAACUUAUAAGUUAUAUUGUAAGUGUUUUCCUAGAGGUCCAGUAAGGGUAGCUUGCUUGUACUGAUUGACUUUGUUUGAUGAAAAUUCCGGGCAAUGAGCAGACUACGUACGUAAGGACUAUCCAUCCCUCAAGAAUGCAACUAAUCUUUCUGAAAAGCUCAACUUUUGUUUGAAACACAGAUACGCCAAGAACAAGGAUUCGUGUCAGCCCGUCCUAUUGAGGGGACAAUCCUAGUCAACAUUGGAGAUUUGUUACAACGCUGGACGAAUGAUAAAUUAGUAUCAACGGUACGUUCACUUAGUUGCAUGUAAUCAAACCAGUUGAAAAUGGUUGCAGUGCCACGCAGUAUAGAUUGUACAUAAACCUCAGAACUGUUGACACUACACACGAUAAAAAUCUCACACUUUGUCAACAAAUAUUGUCUUCGCAACAGGCUUGUAGCAAGAUUGUCAAUCAACAAUGCUAUUAUUUUAUUAACUGAAGUGAAGACAGGGUUAAUUGUCACUCACAACUUGUUGAAUUGCAGGACGACAAUCAAGUUAUUGCAUGAAACAACUUGUAACCAGUCAGUUAUUCUCUGUUACAUAACAGCAUUGUUACAACUUGUUGACAAGCUUGCUACAAGCCUGUUACGAACACGUCUUGUUGACAAAUUGUGAGAUUUUUACGUGGGUAAAACUGUUGUUUCUUGUUCAGAGGCAUCGUGUUGUUAUCCCAAAAGAAGAGUUACGGCGCCAAACUGCGCGUCAAUCAGUCGUACUAUUUGUCCGUCCCGAUAAUGACGUCGUGAUCGAAUGUCUGGAUGGCUCGGGUCAUUAUCCACCCAUAACAGCACUGGAUUAUCUCAACCAGAGACUCAAUGCAACAUAUCGGUAGCAUUAUGGAACAUGAUGGAAUAUGGAAAUCACACGAUUGAUAAAAUUUAAUUCUAGGUUAGUUAGAGAAGGGUUAGUCAGUGUAGGUAGUGUCUGUUAAGAAUAGAAUAAUUAGUUUAGUGAUGAUCAACUACAAACGGUAAAAAUCUCACAACUUGUCAACAAGAUGUGUUCGCAACAGGCUUGUAGCAAGCUUGUCAACAAGUUGUAACAAUGUUGUUAUUUCAUCAAGUUGCUACAAGGUUGUCACUCACAACUUGUUGACAAAUUGUUGAAUUGCAGGACAAUAACAAGUUGUUGGAACAAUUUGUAACGCGUCUGUUGAACUCGACAACCUUGUAGCAAGUUGUCUUCAACAAGCCGUUGACAACUUGUCAACAAACUGCGUGAGAACAAGCAGUGCGAACACAUCCUGUUGACAAGUUGUUGGAACAGCAUUGCUAAAUUUGCUACAAGUCUGCUGCAGCUUUGUUAGAAUUAGGUGUAGUUUUAGUAAUUAGUUGAACUAAUUUGUAAACACAUAAUUUAGCGUAUCCGCUAUUGAAAUGUGGAAAAUAAAGCUGAGCGGAAGUUAGUAUUCCGAAAUAUUUAGGAUAUAGUGGAAACACAUAGUGGAAACACAACAAAAACAAAGAGCAUGGUUUU
Molecule: messenger RNA, 2069 nt
Organism: Paramuricea clavata
Lineage: Eukaryota; Metazoa; Cnidaria; Anthozoa; Malacalcyonacea; Plexauridae
Source: the annotation of a GenBank genome assembly